Messenger RNA from Mesorhabditis belari, 615 nucleotides. The record is from the annotation of a GenBank genome assembly. NCBI's taxonomy places the organism in Eukaryota, Metazoa, Nematoda, Chromadorea, Rhabditida, Rhabditidae.
AUGCGACAAAUCGCUUCUCAUUGGCCUGAGUACAAUGUAACCUCGUUUAUGCCGUUGUGGCUCUUCACCGAUCAAUAUGCGAUUGUGAUCCCGAACACUAUACAAAAUAUCUGGAUAGCUCUCUUGGUGAUGAUCACUAUUGCUUUUAUCCUCAUUCCUCAGCCCUUCUGUGCGCUUUGGGUUGCCAUGGCUUGUGCUUCAAUCGACUUCGGAGUCAUUGGUUUCAUGACACUUUGGGAUGUGAACUUCGUCGACUAUUCUGCUCACAUAACCUAUGGAUAUGUGGUGUCCUCGCAACCAACACCAGCUUUGAAGAUUCGAGAGGCUCUUGGUUCACUUGGAUGGCCACUUUUCCAAGGAGGUUCUUCAACUAUUCUUGCCAUGGUUGUUUUGGCUGAUGUGCCGGUACAUGGUGGUCACCUUCUUCAAAACAGUUUUUCUUGCGAUCUCCAUUGGUUUAUUGCACGGCUUGAUCUUUUUGCCAGUGUUCCUAUCAAUCUUGUGCGCGGUUGCUGCAUAAUUCCGUUGCCGAAUGAUCGAGGACAGGAGGGACACCAAGUAGUACCAAAGGCAAAGAUGUCGACAAUUACCACUAUUGCUAGAGCUGCUUCCCCU